Schistosoma bovis is the source of this 3518-nucleotide messenger RNA. NCBI's taxonomy places the organism in Eukaryota, Metazoa, Platyhelminthes, Trematoda, Strigeidida, Schistosomatidae. The record is from the annotation of a GenBank genome assembly.
AUCCAAACUAUUUUUUGAAUUUUCUUAAGGUCGUGCUACGUGUAACGACCUUGAGGAUGAGGUACGCUAUUCUUGCAUCAGCAAGUUUGAUUGUUUCAUCCAUCGUCGUAACGAACACUUAUUACCGCAAAAAACAGUUUUACCCUACCGUUGUGUACUUAACCAAUAAUCAGCCAUCCCUUUCUAUCCUCCUCUUUCAAUGUGUUGUUAUACUCUUCUUGGUCGUAAAAGCACUCACAUAUGCUUUCUUCGGUCGGCUUCAAAGAGCAGAAGUAGAUAAUCUUGUUUCACAGUCAUGGUAUGCUUUCUUCGACAUGUGCUUGGUUUUUGCCUUCUUCCAGAACGAAUUGGGAGUCGAAUUUCUGUUCUUGUUCGCUAUACUUUUAUUUGUCAGAGCGUUUCACUGGCUUAUUGAAGAAAGGGUCGAUUAUAUGGAAAGAUCGCCUGUCAUUAGUGUUGUGUUUCAUCUUCGAACAAUGAUGCUUAUUACUCUUCUAACUCUAGUGGACGUAUAUUUCAUCAAAACAGCCUACUGGAAGCCAGCUACACACGGAAUAUCCGUACAUUUGGCUUUGGGGAUCGAGUAUUUCAUUUUAAUAUUGAGUCUUCUAUCGACUACUGUACGUUAUAUUUUACAUUCGAUUGACUCUAUGCGAGAACAUUCCUGGAAUAAGAAAGCUACGUAUCUCUUAUAUGUGGAUAUUCUCAUUGGAUUUAUUCGUUUGGCUGUGUACGUUGAGUUUACGUUCAUCAUGUGGUCACUGCAUCCGUUUCCUUUAUUUAUCGCGCGACCUAUCUAUCUUAGCAUCAGAUCACUAAAAAAGGCGAUUCGAGAUAUGUUGAUGUCACGUCGUGCCAUUCGAUACAUGAACACAGUUUUCCGCGAUGCCACUCCAGAUGAUUUGGCUUCCUCCUCAGAUACUGUUUGCAUAAUCUGUCGUGAAGAAAUGAAUCUUCAGACAGAUAAUAUACCAUCGGUUGAGACUUCAGCUCUUAAAAGGUUACCUUGUUCUCACAUUUUCCAUUUUGGUUGUCUACGUUCGUGGUUUCAACGUCAACAGACUUGUCCAACCUGUCGAAUGGAUGUCAUACGUGAAGCUAGAGUGCAAGAAAGACAGCGACAACAACCUCAUCGUUCAGCAACUACCAAUAAUACACAACCAGAAAGCUCAACAACUUCUGGUCCAUCUAAUUCAACUGCGACACCAUCUGUUGCAGCUAAUAAUCAAAACUUAUCAAUGCCAUGGAUGCCUCCUGCAAAUGCAUUCCCGUUUUAUCCACCAUUUAUUCCUCCUACUAAUAAUUCAACAACUACACAAGCCCAGACAGUCUUUCCGUCUGUGCCUCCUUUAUACAUACCACCCUUUAUGGGGAUGCCUAUAAUAUACCCUGGUAACUUGUUCUCUAGUGGAAAUACUCCUAUGCCAGAACCGCCCUCUGGACCACCUGAAUCAACUGAUGAAGCUCGUCUUCGUGCCAGUGCUGAAGCCCGUUUCACCGCUUUACGUCAAAUAAAUGUACUGUUGAAUGCAGCUGUCCUGCAAAUGAAUGCGUACCUCAAUGCGGCUAGUGCUCCUGCAAGUGAAUUAGAACCUGUGACUUCUAUUAACACUGUCCUCAACACCGACGAUGUGGGAUCAAAUAAUGAAGGAAAGGGAGCCUCAAAUAGUGAUGUAAAUUCUCAGUUAGACUCGGAUGGUAAGAGUCCCCUUGCAUCAGGUAAGUAAACUUCUUAUUCUAGUUUCGAUUUUUUUAAUGGAACAGCCUUGGCAUCUUGAUAUUCAAGCUAUGGAAGAGAAAUUUGUUCUCAUUCCUUUCCAUUCUUCAGAUGCCUUCAUGGUGAUUAAAUAUGUAGUUGAGUUAAAACUAUUUACUUGUUCUUCUUACAUAUGAUGAAUGGAAAAUGAUAUGUUUCAGUUCUAAAAUACUUUUCCGGAAAAAUAUUUUACGAAGUUAUCUUAGAAAACAACAAGAAAGUAAACAGCUUUCACAAUAAAUGACUGAAACUGUGAAUGUAACACUAAGGCAUAAACCACUAGGACUGAUUAGUCUUUAGGAUUGGAUAACCUCUUCGUUACAACAUAAAGAGAAUAGUUACAAAUUAAUUUACCGCUUAGUUAAAACUGAAAAAUAAUUUGUACGAAAACGUCAAGUAGGUUUCAAUCAUAGUUAAGAUUAUGUAAAAUGAGUUUUAUAUCUUCCUCUCAAUUUCAGACAUGAAGAAAUAGAGGGGAAUUAUUGUUUAGUGUUUCCUUAAGAAUAAGCCUCUAAAAGUGAAUUUCGUAAUCUCGAAAUUGAGUCUCUAUCUCUUUUUUAAUAAUAAUGAAAAACUGUUCAUUGGAAAUCUAAUCUAAAUAAAUUCCGUUAUGGUUCCUGGGAGAUAUUUCUUUCUAGUAGGAAUAUAAAGACAUCGAUUUGCUUCAUUUGAACAAUCAUCAGGAAAAAACUACAGUCACACAAUCUACUACUUUAUUUUUCAAAAUGACUGUAAGGUAUGGAAUUUAAAAGUAAAUGACGAAAAUAAGUACAGAUAUUUUAUCACCGGUAUUCUCCUAUCAGAAGCUUGAAUUGGAACUACUAGGGUGUUAACGAGCUUGGGUUAACUAGAGUAGCAAUGAUGUGUUAGAUUUCGGGGUAAGUUCUCUAAUCUUGUGUUUUAUGUUGAUCGUGGUAGUUUUGUCAUUGAAAAUAUUUCUUUAUUUUAAAUGCAUAGUUAAAAGCGGAUCUCGAAUUCAUCUGGAAAAUAACGGCUUUUAAUGACAAAAAACAUGAAUUUUCGAUUAGCUCUUCUGAUAACCAAAUCUGAGGUUUUUGCUGAACGAUUUAUCUAUCUUUAAAGUAUCGGUACUUGCAUGGUUUGGUUCUAUAAAUUUCAGUUUGUAUUUACUAUAUGGUCAAAGAUUGAACUCAGGAGUUCCGAAUUUCCGCCAUUAUAUUUAACAAUUUAAGUUUCUCUCACGUUCAUUGAAGGACAUUGUGGUACAUCAUAAGUCAUUGGCGUUACAUUAAAACAUGAUAAACCAACUGGACCAAUAUUUUAUUUCACCUGCAUUUCAUCCUUUUUUCCUCUUAAUUUGUAUUUUUGUAUCUAGAAAACUCGGAAUUUACGGAAGUUCGUAAACGUAGACUAGAACACUUUGAAUGCUCGUCUGGAGAAAUCACAUCAAAGUCUAACACUGAACUUAAUGAUGUGUCCAAUUGAUCUUGUGACAUUUAUAUAUACCUAACUUUGGUAUUACUAAGUUUAUUCUGAGAUUAGUUUGUGUAAGUUGAAUUCUGUGUGGCCAUGUAUUCUUUCAGAAUUCUUAAAUAAAACGAAUGGCUUUCUAUAUAUUUCAGAAUUUAAAUUAUAUUUGAUGUAAUAUUGUUUCGUUAUAUUCUGUCUUCAAGUAGUCUCAAUAGUUCGCCUUUAUCACUCGUUAUGUUUCAAGGAAUGUGAGAUAUUUCUCUUCAUUAUAAUUAGUAAUAUGGUUUUGUUCAAUGUACAUAUACUUUGUUAUAAAUUACAGGGAUUAGUG